AUGCCCUCUACAAAAUCCACCAAAAUAUUUCCAAUCACAACUUUCAUUUCAGACCUACCGGCCAACCUUCUUCCGCAGUCCCCUUUAUCAUCUUCCGAAAAUGGCCCUGUCAAUGGACGCUUGGUCAUUGUAGGUGAUGUGCACGGGAUGAGAAAGUCUCUUGAGGCACUCCUAGAAAAGGUCGGCUUUAACAAGCACACAGGAGAUCACCUCAUACUAGUUGGCGACCUAGUCAAUAAAGGGCCUGAUAGCCCUGGCGUUGUCGAUCUUGCUAUCAAAUUAGGCGCUAGUGCAGUGAGAGGCAACCAUGAAAAUGCAGUUCUUAAUGCAGCCACGGAGAUCAAAGCCAUAGGAGAUAGACCACCAUGUUCUAGAGACUUGACUGGCAGUUCAGCCGUACCUGAGAGCCCCGAAGCCGACUUGCCCGGGGAUACUGUUCGAGAUUGCGAGAUUCCCAAAAAAUGCGCAUCCCCUACAACGCGCGCUACGGCAUUAGCGCUUUCAGAGCACCAGAUCGUCUGGCUUGCUGCUUUGCCUUUGAUCUUGCGUGUUAAGCUGCCUCAAGACAUAACAUCCACCCUUGGUGACACUCUAAUUGUCGUACAUGCGGGCCUCGCUCCUAGUAUCCCACUUGAAGACCAGAAUCCUUAUGAUUUGAUACAUAUGCGGAGUCUUGUCCGCACAUUGGGCGAUGAGGAAGGAUUCAAACCGACUGAAAGUCCCGGGGAAGAAAGCUGGGUUAAAAAAUGGGACCAGUGGCAAGAUAAGCUACCAUCCAAGACUACUGUGAUAUUCGGGCACGAUGCAAAGCGUCGUUUGCAGCGAAGCAGGUAUGCAAUUGGACUGGAUUCUGGGUGUUUAUAUGGCAAUCAAUUGAGUGCGGUUGUGAUUGGGGCUUCCGAUGGGGAGAUUGAGCAUCGGAUUGUUCAAGUCGAAUGUGCUGACGUCCCUGUGGCCCCAACUUCAUCUACGAAACAAGACAACGAGCCAGUGGUUGUAUAA
Messenger RNA from Penicillium robsamsonii, 1002 nucleotides. RefSeq names its product metallophosphoesterase family protein. Lineage: Eukaryota; Fungi; Ascomycota; Eurotiomycetes; Eurotiales; Aspergillaceae. The transcript has a single exon. The record is from RefSeq and is a predicted model, not a curated record. Gene Ontology annotation, biological process: polyphosphate catabolic process. Gene Ontology annotation, cellular component: cytoplasm. Gene Ontology annotation, molecular function: phosphatase activity; endopolyphosphatase activity. The coding region runs from base 1 to 1002 and encodes 333 amino acids.